This is a messenger RNA of Durusdinium trenchii, 1523 nucleotides long. The record is from the annotation of a GenBank genome assembly. NCBI's taxonomy places the organism in Eukaryota, Dinophyceae, Suessiales, Symbiodiniaceae.
CUUCACCGUUUCCUCUGUUCCGCCCGAAUCGGUCGCCUCGCGGUGUCCAUCCGCGUCCUUCCCGGUCCGUCAUGGGCCGUGGAGCGAGAGUGAGCGCUCACUCCGGAGCUGUUAAGGAGAAGCCAAAGGCUAAGCCUCGCACCAGGCCCAAACGCAAGGAAAAGACCAAAGGCCAAGAAAGGACUGCUUCCGUGUCGACCGCUGGUCGUCCAGCGGUCGUGGGCGGCAGCCCGGAGCGCCGGCGCCGGCGAGGCCGUCGAAAGCCAGACAUGGAGGAGCUCCUAAGGCAAACAGGCGGCGGCAUCCGACGCUACUUAGUUUGUCGACCAUCAGAGCAGGACUCUGAGAGCAGGACUCAACAUGCGCAAGGAGAGGUCCGGCUGCCUUCGACGCCAGAGCAGAAGGAAGAUCCAAGUGACGACUUUCCAAGCCCAACACAGAUCUGGGGAGGCGAUUCCCCUGGCUUGUCAAGCUUUGCGCAAUGGUGGUGCAGGGCUCGUGGACCAUCCUUGCUGGGCGAUGAGACAAUCAGCUGCUUCGACAGGGGUGAUGUGAGCCAUGUGGACUACGACGCGAGCGUGGGUGGGAAAGUGGCAGAGGGAUGAUAGAAACAGACAGAGAUGGAACAGAGAACUAUAGAGAACUUCAAUCGUGGAAACCAAGAAACAAUACUUCAGACAUGUUAAUUCUAUCUCAAUAGAAUUGAGGUUUGUCACUUGAUGAGCCAGGCAACAAAAGGUCCGUAUCCUCGAACCCAUCAAACCCUUUUGUGGCCUAAUUCAGUUUAAAAGCUUGAGUGAUAUAUUCCGCAGAGUCUACAGACAGGAACAUUGGCCAUCCCUGGAGUGCUUCUUCUCUUGAACAGCCUUUAGUUAUACAUUAUAUAGUCAUAUAUAUCAUCUGGAUAUGUAUUGAAAUAGGGGGACCUCCCCCUGGAACAGGGUCUCCCCUUUAAAAUACACCCAUCUUGGCUGAUGUCGUACCCCGAUUGUGCUACCAUCCCCAAGCAGCUCCUCCUUUGUCUCGGAUAGACUUUCCCCAGUAACAACUUGGUAGAAAGGGACUUGCAUACAUCCAUCAAGAUCCUAUUAGAUCCACUUGUUACCCACGAGUAAUCACGAUCCCAAGCUGGUCAUUAAAUGCCAAGCUUGUUUGACCCCAUGGAUGGUCCAGCGAUCCAAUGGAUGGUCGCUGUCCUCAUCGAUCUCGGAGGGCUUGAGUUCGAAUGGAAUCAUCCUGACCGCAUCCGGUCAGGUGCAACGUCAGCAUCCGGUCAACCUCUCUUUAGGCAGAUGUUUCGCCGGACGCUCCCAACUCCACCGUUGAGGCCCUACCUUGAGUUGGGAACUGGAGGAGUGAGCAGGAUGAAGCUUUUCUUCGCACCGAUGGUGUCAUGGUUGGUGUGUUUUCCGCGACGGUCGUAGACAUCGAGCCGAACACCUUCUGGUGGAGUGGUCGAAGGCCAAACAGCAUGAUGUGUGUGUGUGGCUGAAAUGAUGAAGACCUUUGCUGGUAAGUAUCUC